AUGAACAAUAACAAGGUGGAACUGGCAGAAAAACUAAGCAUUCAACAGUCUGCAAGUAAAGACCUGCUUGAAAAGUUGCAAAAAACCGAAUGGCACUUACAGAUGCUAACCGAUGCUAUCGAAAUCAAAGAUCGGGAGCUUUCAUAUUUCCGAGAGUCAUCCAUGGAACUAAACGAGAUGCUGGAUCAUGAGGAGCAACAUACAAGUGAAUAA
This is a messenger RNA of Diabrotica balteata, 213 nucleotides long. The record is from the annotation of a GenBank genome assembly. Lineage: Eukaryota; Metazoa; Arthropoda; Insecta; Coleoptera; Chrysomelidae.